Solanum pennellii is the source of this 867-nucleotide messenger RNA. Its product is annotated as type I inositol polyphosphate 5-phosphatase 13-like. Lineage: Eukaryota; Viridiplantae; Streptophyta; Magnoliopsida; Solanales; Solanaceae. Gene Ontology annotation, biological process: phosphatidylinositol dephosphorylation. The record is from RefSeq and is a predicted model, not a curated record. Gene Ontology annotation, molecular function: protein binding. The transcript has 2 exons. Bases 1 to 867 code for a protein of 288 amino acids.
AUGGGAGCUGCCGGUGCUGUACGUCGAGUUGCAACAAAGGGGUCAGGAGCAUCUUCAGAAGAUAGUAAGAAAACAGAAGCCCUUGUGCUUUCAUCUGAUGGAAUGAUUUGGAGUGGAUGUUCAAAUGGCUUACUUGUGCAGUGGGAUGGGAAUGGAAACCGUUUGCAAGAUUUCCAUCAUCAUCCUUGUGCUGUUCUAUGCUUAUGUGCUCAUGGUUCUCGAAUAUGGGUUGGCUAUAUAAGUGGUAUGGUACAGGUCCUGGACCUUGAAGGGAACUUGGUAGCUAAUUGGGUUGCUCAUACCGAUCCUGUAAUAAAAAUGGCAAUUGGGGGUGAUUAUGUUUUUAGCUUGGCUAAUCAUGGAGGUAUACGUGGAUGGACCCUUGCCACUCCAGGACCUAUUGAUCAAAUAUUGCAAUCAGAAAGAGCACAGAAAAGACAUUUAUACACCAGACAAGAGAAUUUUAAGAUUCUGGUUGGCACGUGGAAUGUUGCUGAAGGAAAAACCUCACAGGAAGCACUUGCAACUUGGCUGAAUUCUGUCAUUUUGGAUGUUGAAAUUGUAGUAAUUGGGUUGAAAGAAGUAGAAAUGGGAGCCGGUUUUCUUGCAAUGUCUGCAGUAGGACUAGAAGGAACAUCCAGUGGACAAUGGUGGCUGGAUGCAAUAGGGAAGACUUUGGAUGAAGGAUCAAGUUUUGAAAAGGUAGGAUCAAGGCAACUAGCUGGCUUGCUUAUUGCUAUCUGGGUGAGAAAAACCCUUCGAGUACAUGUGGGGGACCUUGACGUUGCAGCAGUUGCAUGUGGUUUAGGACAUGCCAUUGGUAAUAAGGCAAGUUUUCUUACUGUUAAGAGAUAUGACAAACAAUGA